This is a messenger RNA of Darwinula stevensoni, 508 nucleotides long. Lineage: Eukaryota; Metazoa; Arthropoda; Ostracoda; Podocopida; Darwinulidae. The record is from the annotation of a GenBank genome assembly.
AUGCACGCCAUCGGCAUCGUGUGCAUCGGUCUCAUUCGGCACUACAAUUUGAGUUGGGGCUCUGGAGAUAAACUGCAACAUUACGACCGAUUCCUCGUUGGGGUUACCACCGUGGGUGGCAUGCUGCUCGUCACCAUCCCCACCUUCCUCGUCUACUUCUUUGGAGAUUCCAUCGAGAAGACGGGUCUGGAAGUCCUGCAGAACGUGGUCGGUAUGAUCAUGUACAUAGCAACAGGAGCCAUGGCCAUCGACAAUUAUGAUGGUGCUAAAGGCACAGAGACGGGAGACGCCGGGCUCGCCAUGGGGGCCCUGUCCAUCAUCAACGCCCUGGCCUACGCCAUCGACGCAUUCUUCGCCUACCGGAACCGAAAGGCUGCUUGAGACCUUCCUCAGGAGCACGCUUAAACUCACACCUCCACUUUUUUUUGUACAAUCUUGAUGACCUAUCAUUGUUUUGCCUUCGGUGUGUUCUGUUUUGUCUCAUUCAGAAUUUUCAUGUCGUGUGACU